This is a messenger RNA of Debaryomyces fabryi, 2808 nucleotides long. It is a transcript of the gene LEU3, whose product is annotated as leucine-responsive transcriptional regulator. The record is from RefSeq and is a predicted model, not a curated record. The transcript has a single exon. Bases 1 to 2808 code for a protein of 935 amino acids. Gene Ontology annotation, cellular component: nucleus. Gene Ontology annotation, biological process: regulation of DNA-templated transcription. Lineage: Eukaryota; Fungi; Ascomycota; Pichiomycetes; Serinales; Debaryomycetaceae. Gene Ontology annotation, molecular function: zinc ion binding; DNA-binding transcription factor activity, RNA polymerase II-specific; transcription cis-regulatory region binding.
AUGUCACACGAGCUACAAGUUCUUAAUCAACAAUUGAACGAUGAGGCAUCUGGAAAUAAGAAUAACAAUCAAAUGUCGCCAGGAGCUGGCGACUCUAAUCAAAUGAAGAAUGGAAAAACUAAGAGAAUGGCAUGUGUUGAAUGUCGUCAACAGAAAUCGAGAUGUGAUGCACACGAGAAGCAUCCAGCUCCAUGUUCAAGAUGUGCCAAGAAGGGCCUUCAAUGCAAUUUAAAAUCGGAUUAUAAAAGAACUUAUAAGAGAGCGAGAAUAGCUCAGAUAGAAAAGGAGUUUUCAGAAUUGAAGAAGAAACUUACAACGACACAAGCAGCAGAAUUACUCAGUAAGGUGCCCACAUUGUCUAAUGAUCCUACGCUGGCCACCAUCUCAUCUGUGUCUCCUCAACCACAACUGGCAAAUGACCGAAUUCAACUUCAAUAUCAACCAGACAGGUCACACAUCCAACGUACCCAAAAUAUUUCUGAAUCAUGGCCGUCAUCGGUUUCGCCCUAUAAUGCUCAGUAUGACACGAGAUACUUCCAUGACUCGUCUGAAACGAAUAAUUCUAUACCUAAUACUCCUUCGAUAACGAGGCCCAUGGUUCAAGCGAACCCACCAGAAGAAAAGUUCGUUUCAAAAGCAGAGAAAGUGAUAAUACCGGAGCAGGAUCUAUUAUGCGAGGAAAAACGACUAGAUGAUGUCUCGUUAUCUAGCGAGAUCAUCAAAGCUUUAUUUGUGGAGUAUGUUGAUUACUACCAUCCCAUUUUACCUGUUGUUGACGUAUCUAUGGGUCCUGAAAGAAUAUAUAGGUUAUGUCCUGCACUUUUCUGGGUUAUUAUGUUUGUAUCAUUAAGAAGGUACCACGAUAAUUCGCAAAAAUUGUUGCUUAUAAAAUUAUCACCAAUUAUAAAAGGCAUCUUAGCAGAAAUUACAAUCUCUCCGAUAACGAGAUAUAAUCCGACAGUUGAAGACGAACCAAUAAUGAAUGCCAGCUCUGUGUAUUCAGUGCAAGCAUUUUUAUUAUAUACAUAUUGGCCGCCAAUUACGUCUUCAUUGAGUGCUGAUUCAUCUUGGAAUACUAUCGGUGUUGCAUUGUUCCAAGCUAUCCGCAUUGGUUUGCAUACUCCUGGGCUGUUAGUGGCACAUGAUAGUAAAGAACCUAAAACUCCACAAGAACUUGCCAUGAGCCAAGAGCAAGCAAAGACAUGGAUAGUGUGUAAUACUGUUUCUCAAGAUGUUGCCACUGCGUUUGGAUUUCCAGCUUUUGUUCAGUUUGAUACAUCAAUAUAUAAUUCACGUAAGUCUGGAACUAGUUUACAAAUUCCAAAAUCAAUUCAAUUCAUGAUGGAGAUUGCUCAUUUCGAAGACCAAGUUGCAAAAACUUUGAAUUCAAACCCAACUGAUAGCUGCGGCUUGAUUGAUCCUACUGAAAGAUUGCCCUUGUUAAAAAUCUUAUCCCGACAAUUGGAUGAACUUGAAUUGAAAGUAAAGAAUGAUAUGCCAGCAGAUGACGGCUUCAGAGAAUUUCAGUUAUUGACGGCAAGAGUUCACCUCCUCACAUACUAUUUCAUGGACUCAUCCAGAAUUGCCUACUUUGAGUUACAGAAAGGAUUAGUACGUCUCUACAAUGCCGCAAUAGCGUUAGUAAACCAUGCACAAUUAUGCCAGACUAAGACUCAAACAUUUAUUAAGUACUUGCCAGGUGUCUAUAUUUUGAAUAUUUGGCAAGCUUCGUGUAUUAUAGGGAAACUAUCCCACUCGUCAUUGAAGAAUGUAAUUGAUUUAGGCUCUGGAAGACAAAGUUAUUUAACUGCAAUCUCAUUAGCCGCAAAGGCAUCUAUAUUGAAGCAUGACAUGGCACAUAGGUCAAGUGGAAUAAUGAGGAAUAUGUGGCUGCUUUUUGCAACACUAGAUGAAAAAAAAUUAACCAGUUUAAGCAUCAACAUCAGAACCAGAAUGGCCGCGUCAGUUUUUUUUGAUUGUCUAUACCUCUUACGUGAUCAAGUAGGUAUGAUUAUAUUGAAUAGUAGAAAUGAGCAAAAUCAAGGAAAUGAUGGGGAGGAAGAAAACGAAGGUGUUUCUUGCGAAGAUGAAGAAGAGUACGGAUAUGCAGACAAUGACGAGGCCGUAGCAUCUGAAGAGGAAGAAAAGUCUAUUGAAGGAAGUCAGAAAGCUAGUGGAAGUCCAAAAUCCACACCUAGCAGUAACACGUCGAGCAGGACAAAGAGACAACGUUCAUUAUCUGGAACGGUUAAUGCGGAAUCAAAAGCCAGAAAAAUUAUCCAGACAAUUCCAUUGGACCCACAGCCAAUCCCUGUACAUGGAAACAGAAGUAGUUUAUUCAUGUCUAUGGAAUCCAACAACCCAAAUAACCCGUAUAAACGAACGCGAGAAAGUUCUGACUCUCCGCAACAAGGAACUCAGAAUAUGUCAGGAACAUCACCCUACAAAAUUGUCACUCCGAAUUCCCAUCAAGAUAAUGAUCAAUUUCGUCGCACGAAAAUCUACACCGAAUACAACCAGCCUGCAAAAACCGGUUUCAAUAAUGAAGGCGAAAGAUUGCCUGAUCAGCAGAGAAUGCACUCGUACUACUCUAACCAGAACACAAGGAACAAUUCCUCACGCAACCCGAAUUCAAAUGUUGCCAAUAGAAGUAAUUUGGAUAUACCAUUAACUGACAUGGUACUAAACGAAUCUCCUAUUCAAGGUGGUUUAGAGAAUCUAGAAAUAGAUCACCUUGACAUCAAUACUGAUUUACUCUGGAAAGACGUGGACAGUGUCAUGAAUGAUUUUGGUUUUCAUACUAGGUAG